This is a messenger RNA of Rhizoctonia solani, 1341 nucleotides long. Its product is annotated as cytochrome P450 family protein. The coding region runs from base 1 to 1341 and encodes 446 amino acids. The transcript has 12 exons. Gene Ontology annotation, molecular function: iron ion binding; oxidoreductase activity, acting on paired donors, with incorporation or reduction of molecular oxygen; heme binding. The record is from RefSeq and is a predicted model, not a curated record. NCBI's taxonomy places the organism in Eukaryota, Fungi, Basidiomycota, Agaricomycetes, Cantharellales, Ceratobasidiaceae.
AUGCCUACUCAGUACGAAGAGGAGGUGUACAAGGAGUGGAGUGAUAAAGUCGGUAGUGACAUAAUAUCUCUGAAAGUUCCUGGCCAAAGCAUUAUCGUCCUGAACUCGGCUGAUCACGCUAAUGAGCUGCUCAACAAACGAUCAUCGAUCUAUUCAGAUCGUCCAUACAUCCAUAUGAUCGCCAGUCCAAAGCUUACGGGAUGGGGAAAGGGAGCAGCCGUCUCUAGAUACAAUGAGCACUGGAAAGCACAACGGAGGUAUAUGCACGAUGCACUCGGCAAGAAAUCGGUCAAGAUGUUUUGGCCCUUGAUCGAGCGGGAUGUUCGCUUCACCGCACGGAAAUUUCUGGAUAAUUCUAGCCCUGAUGAUAUCGUUUCUGAGAUUUGUAGGAUGACAGGAUGUAGUAUUUUAUCCGCCGUCUACGGGUACGACACAACUUCGGCCGAGGACCCAUUAGUGAAAAUAGUACAAGUCGCUUUGAACGGGUUCAUUCAGGCGGCUGCUCCUGCGAAUUUCCUCGUUAACUACUUUCCGUUCCUUGAAAUCAUCCCUUCAUGGUUUCCUGGGGCUGGGUGGAAGCGUCUAGCAGAAACUUGGAGGAAAGACAAAGAUAAUAUGAUAGAAAUUCCGUACAACUGGACAAAGCAGCAGAUUGCAUCUGGAACAGCCCACCCGUCCAUUGUUAACACGCUCUUGGCCAAUCUACGCAGCAAAACUUCCGGAUCCCAUGGAUUCGUAACGCCGCUUGAAGAGCAGGAGGAUCCACUCAAGUGGGCGGUCGGGUCUUUGUUUGGAGCUGGGAGCGAAACAUCGGCCUCGUCGAUUCUUGUGACCAUCCUAGCCCUGAUACGUCACCCCGAGAUCCAGGCCAAAGCCAGACAAGAGCUGGAUGGCGUACUUGGAGGGGAGCGCCUUCCAACUCUACAAGACCGUGAUAGUCUACCGUACAUGUGUAAUAUCAUAAAGGAAACUUUGCGCUGGAGGUCGGUUCUUCCGACAGCUAUUCCACAUUCAUGCACUCAAGAGGAUACAUACCUUGGGUACCGUAUACCAAAAGGAUCAAUUAUAUUUGGGAAUAUAUGGGCGAUCAGCAACAAUCCCCAGGUCUACCCGGAGCCGAGCCGAUUCAACCCGGACCGGUUUCUCGACCCGGCUGUGCCUGACGCGCCAGCCUUUGGAUUUGGAAGAAGGAUUUGUCCGGGGGUCCAUUUCGCCGAGGCUACUAUUUUUAUGGCCAUCUCGACUUUACUGGCAGUUUUCGACAUACAACCUGGUCGGGACGAGAACGGAAAUCCGGUGAUUCCUGAUGCGAGAAUGGGGCCUAGCUCUUUAGUGAGGUGA